AUGAAUUCUUUCAAUCGUCAUCGUAUAUGUAUGGUUUCCGACUUUUUCUAUCCAUUAAUUGGUGGCGUAGAAAAUCAUAUCUAUCAAUUAUCACAAUGUUUAAUUGAUCGUGAUCACAAAGUGAUUGUUAUUACACAUGCAUAUAAUGAUCGAGUCGGGGUUCGAUAUAUGACCAAUGGACUUAAAGUAAACAAAAGCGAAUUAUCGAUUGAGAGAUUUCGACAACGUUCUUCACUUAGUACGAUACCAUUAAUUCGUUCGAUCUUACUGCGAGAACGGAUCACCAUUGUUCAUGGACAUUCAUCGUUUUCAACUUUAGCACAUGAGACAAUGCAUCACGCGAAAACACUCGGCAUACGCACGGUUUUUACUGAUCAUUCCUUGUUUGGCUUCGCUGAUUUGAGUUCGGUGUUAACGAAUAAAGUUCUGCAAGUUUCCUUGGCUGAUUGUCAUCAUAUAAUUUGCGUAUCACAUACUUGUAAAGAAAACACGAUGUUACGUGCCAAUUUAAACUCGUCGAAAGUGUCCGUUAUACCUAAUGCAGUCGAUGCAUCCGCGUUUACACCUGAUACUUCUCUUCGUCCGUCAUCGAUCGUAUCUGAUGAAAUUGUUAUUAUUGUGGCUAGUCGACUUGUUUAUCGAAAGGGAAUUGAUUUGUUGAUUGGUAUUCUGCCAAAAAUACUCCGAAAAUAUCCAACUGUUAAGUUCAGAAUCGCUGGUAAUGGACCAAAAGAAAUUGAUAUUCGAGAAGUAAUCGAACGUGAAGGCACUGAAGAUCGUGUUGCAUUAGAAGGACCGGUUCAUCACGAUCAAAUGCGAAAUUUUCUCAACAGUGGGCACAUCUUUUUGAAUACAUCGUUAACUGAAGCAUUUUGCAUGGCAAUCGUCGAAGCAGCGGCAUGCGGUUUACUUGUCGUUUCAACGCAAGUUGGCGGUAUUCCUGAAGUCCUUCCGUCGGAAAACACCCAGUCAGAUAUAAUGAUUCUUUGUGAAGCAACGAUCGACGAUGUUUUUGAUGGUUUGUGCCAUGCAGUCGACCGAAUUCAACUUGGCCAAAUCCCUGAUGCGGACCAUUGGCAUAAGAAAAUCAAGACCUGGUAUUCGUGGCGAUACGUAACAGAAAAUACCGAAGUUGUUUAUAAUCAUAUAAUGACAAAAGAACAAAUUAAUCUCAAAGAGCGUAUCGAGAGAUAUAAACAAUGCGGAUUCGUCAGUAGUUUUAUCAUGAGCUUUGUAGCUAUUCUUUCUUAUCUAAUAUUUCUGUUUCUCGAUUACCUUCAACCUCGACAUCUGAUAGAUCAAUGUUGUGAAUAUUCGAAAGAAGAUUUCGAAAAAAAAUUAUAUGAGUGUUCAAAUGACUCGAUUUGA
Adineta ricciae is the source of this 1368-nucleotide messenger RNA. The record is from the annotation of a GenBank genome assembly. Lineage: Eukaryota; Metazoa; Rotifera; Eurotatoria; Adinetida; Adinetidae.